This is a messenger RNA of Cylicocyclus nassatus, 1428 nucleotides long. The record is from the annotation of a GenBank genome assembly. NCBI's taxonomy places the organism in Eukaryota, Metazoa, Nematoda, Chromadorea, Rhabditida, Strongylidae.
AUGUCUUCCUACGGUGAUAAGGCGUAUGAGGAAUAUCUGAUGCGACGUGAACGAGAACAACGCAGCAAUAUUGCGACGCCAUAUAAGAAAUCCACGAGAUCCAAGCCAAAUUCUCAGCAGCCACAGAAUGCAACAUUGUCAGAGGAAAAACGCGUUCAACUCAAAGGAGAUGGUAGUUAUGACAUACCAAAUAAUGUGUAUCACUCUUCUGGAUAUGCUUCAAGACAAUCUGAACUGGGCGAAGAUCCAGUCUCCACUGUGCGCACAUUACGUACGCAGCUUCGUCGUAUGGCUGUUAGAUGCCAGGAGGAGGACGCACCUGUAAAGGCACAUCUCUGCGAGAAAGCCUGCGAUCGCCUCACGGGAGUCGAAGCAGAACUUAUGUCUCUAGGUCGUCAGAAAACAAGUGCCAUCCUGAGCGGUGAUACGAAAAAAGCUGAUUUGCUGAGUAUCAAGAUGGAGAAGCUCAAGGAAGAUGCCGUCAGGGACACCUAUUCGGACCUAGUUAUGGAUAAGGAGGAAAUGAAGGCUUUUGGCGUGAAUUCUGAAUGGACACCGGUGAAACGACCUGAGCAACAAAAGCCAUCUACACCUGUCCCGCCUCCUCCCAAACAAAAGAAGCCGAAACCUGCACCGAUCACAAUUAAAACGCAGACCGAAGCUCUUGAAGCCCCUCCAAUAGUAGAAAAAAUAGAAGAAAUGCCUGAAUCUCCUUCACCGCGUGAUGUGAAGCGAAAUGCCCGACUAUCUGCCAUUCUAGCUGCUGCCAAGCCUGAUCAAGUUGAGCAGUCUGCUCAGCCAUAUGACAAUCCGUACUCGCUUCCAGAUAAAACUGGGACAUGUCAGUUUUGUGGUGUAACGGCACCAGACCUCGGGAUACCUAGUCGUUUGGAAUAUCACUACAAGACGUCCUGCCUCUUGAUGACUAGAUGCCGGUUCUGUUCAAAGGUUGUACUGACUCCCCAGCUCGACGAUCACAUUAUAAAUCGUUGUCCAUUUGUUCUGGGAAAUAUGGUACCAUGUAGCGCUUGUGGUAUGGCUACAGACGCGACUGAUGAUGCUAAUGGUGUAGGACAUCCGAUGUGUAGAGGAAGACUUCCACCCAGUGGCGCUCGUUGGUGUCCAUUAUGCGCAGUUGCUGUUGACGACAACAAAGAGGCCUGGAAAACCCACUUGUCUAAGCAAUGCUAUAACAAUCCUAGAAGAAGUGGACCUGAUCUAGAAUUGGAUAUCGCGCCGCAGAUCCCGGAAAAGAAAACUCGUCCAAAUUCGUCAAAAUCGACAAAGGCUGUCAGCGGCGCCCGAUUGAUAGAUGCCGAUAAACUUGUGGCAGCCUUACAGGAGGUGCAAUUACGUAAAAAGCAAGAAUCAAAAAAGAAGGCACCGGUGCCUGAGAAAGAAGAGACAGGAACAGCAUCGACGAAAUGA